CUACGGUACACCGUCAGGUGUGACAUCUAUCCUCCGCCGGCCGGCUGACCUCGCCCCUCGCCGCAUCUGGAAGAUUCAAGCCGUCCAGGGACGCUAAUUCAUGAUGAUUGACGGACAACCGGAGGGGUUCACCGAGCUGCUCAUAAGAUUGUCUGGGCCAGGGAUCGAGUUUACGCCUGAUUGGUUUCCGAGCUUUCCGAUCCAUUCUUCCGAGACAAGCGCCCGAACCUCUCCGUCCAGCUUGGGUUCUGACCUGAGCGAGCGAUCCUCUGUUCCAGAGCACGCCGGAUUCGGGGAGGACGGAGUCUGCAGCAACGAGCCAAUCCCCGAUGCCGUCGAGUCCCCCCCCCCCCCGAGUCCCCCCCCCCCCCCCCCCCCCCCCCCCCCCCCCCCUCGGAAGAAUGGUUGGGGUCAUCGCCAGAGUUGCAUAAUGAAUCACCGUUGCCGGCUGAUUCUCAUAUGCCGACCUCAACCGAGUCCCCUCCAUCAGAGCGCACCUGGAAGCAGAGGUUCCGCCGUGGAGAAAUUCCCGAUUCCAGGCCCGCGAGUUCAGGGAGGAAGAGUGCACUAGAGACAGCUAUGAGGAGAUGCAGGGACAAGCACUCGGACGUUAUAAUUGAACCAGAGUUAGGGAUGGAGUUUGAUUCGCUGCCUGAAGCAUUUGAUUUUUACAACAUUUACUCAUGGGAGAUUGGUUUUGGAAUAAGGUACGGGUCGUCAAGAAUUAACCCUGCAAAGAGCAAAGUCAGGCAGGACAUAACAUGUGGCUGUGAGGGAAAACCUAGGCACUUAAACUCACGAUCUGUUUGCUGCGGCUGCCGAGCUAUGAUUCGUCUGCAUCGAACAGAUGACUAUGGAUGGUACAUUCAUGAGUUCAGAAGGGAUCAUAAUCAUGGUUUGGCAGUGAACAGCGGCCAAAAGAUGCAAUUUUCUUCGCAUAGGUUCAUUGACCCACACACAAAGGACCUUGUUAGGAACCUCAGGGACAAUAACGUCGGCCUGACCAAGACCUUCAGCGUAAUAGGCAGCUUCUUCGGAUCAAUGGAAAAUAUCCCUUUCAACAAGCGUUCACUAAGGACGCUCUGUGCGAGUAUCAGUAGGGACCAUUCGGAGGAUGACAUCAGGAAAACAUAUGAAGUGCUGUCAGAAAUGAAGAUGAAGGACCCCAACUUCUGAGACAGCUGCUUGGUAGACUCUGAAGGGAGGAUCAGAGCACUCAUGUGGACAAACGGCAAGAGCCGUAUGCAGUACAAGAUGUUCGGUGAUGCUAUAACAUUCGACACAACAUACCGCACAAACCAG
Molecule: messenger RNA, 1302 nt
Organism: Lolium perenne
Lineage: Eukaryota; Viridiplantae; Streptophyta; Magnoliopsida; Poales; Poaceae
Source: RefSeq, a predicted model, not a curated record